Messenger RNA from Hippocampus comes (tiger tail seahorse), 1487 nucleotides. RefSeq names its product cofilin 1 (gene cfl1). Gene Ontology annotation, cellular component: actin cytoskeleton. Gene Ontology annotation, molecular function: actin binding. Gene Ontology annotation, biological process: actin filament depolymerization. The transcript has 4 exons. The coding region runs from base 128 to 631 and encodes 167 amino acids. The record is from RefSeq and is a predicted model, not a curated record. Lineage: Eukaryota; Metazoa; Chordata; Actinopteri; Syngnathiformes; Syngnathidae.
GCGCACGUCGGCGCGUUCACGCCGUUACCAGAGCGAGCGAGAGCAAGUCUUCAUCUUCAUCAGCGUCAUCACCCUCAGAGCUCCAUUCAAUUCCUGGCCAGACGCUGACCAACUCAGAGCUACAACAAUGGCCUCCGGUGUGAAAGUGACGGACGAAGUGAUUGCCGUCUUCAACGACAUGAAGGUGCGCAAGGCCCAGGCCAACGAGGAGGAGAAGCGAAAGAGGAAGAAGGCCAUCCUCUUCUGCAUGAGCAAGGAUCUGAAGAACAUCGUGCUGGACGACGGCAAGGAGAUCUUGCUGGGCGACCUGGGCAACACUGUGCAGGACCCCUACCAGCACUUCGUCAAGAUGCUGCCGCCCGACGACUGCCGCUACGCGCUCUACGAUGCCACCUACGAGACCAAAGAGACCAAGAAGGAGGACUUGGUCUUCAUCUUCUGGGCUCCUGAUGGCGCCUCCCUGAAGAGCAAGAUGAUCUACGCCAGCUCAAAAGAUGCCAUCAAAAGAAAGUUCGAAGGAAUCAAGCACGAGUGGCAGGUUAACGGUUUGGAAGACCUGAAAGACCGGCACACGCUGGCGGAAAAGCUGGGUGGCACUUCAGUAGUCACCCUGGAGGGCUGCCCUAUAUAAAUAUCGGCCCUCGACCCCUUUCCCUCCCCCAAACCCCUUUCCCUCUUUUCUGGCUUCAGUGGAGGCCUAUCAGACGCAUCUGUCGGGUUUAGCUGUACGUUCCAGUGUGGUUUGGAGAAGGGCAAUGAAUAAAACCAGAAGAAUCAGAACCAGCAGCUUGUGGGACUCUCUCGGGGUGGGAUAUUGCGGGUGGGCCUGGGAGGGGGUGCCAGCGACAGGUUCGCAAAUAAAAGGUGAUUGAUUCCAAUAUCCAGACUGUCAUUCCAGUUUAAGAAUAUGAACAAAACACAAAGGCGAAAAUGAAAAGGUUCAAUUGAGUGAAGGAUGUUGUUGUGAUGUUUAAAGAUACGCCGGACGGGUUUGUCCCAUUUUGAAUGGGACACGCAUCAACAAAUGUUAGUUUUCCAACCAUUCUGCUUUUUAUUUCAACUAUUUUUUUUUUUUUGCCAAACUUGUAACUUAAGUUUUGUAACUAGUUUAGAUCAGGUUUAAUGUUAAACUAAUUCACACUCUGGAUUGCACAAGACUUAUCAAAACAUUCUCUUGCUACAUGAUUAUAGAAACUUUCUGUUUUGAACAUGCAAAAAUCCAAAACUUGAGUGGUUCCUUUUCUUUUUCCCUGUUCUGAAAAUGGCAUUUCAUGUAGUUCACACAUUCCUCGUACUUGUUUUUUUUUUUCCUCACCCAAACCAGCAUCUCCUCAUUGGGAAAAGACAAAAUGUUGACGUUGUUAAGGUCUUGGUGGAGAGCGAAGUGUAAAUGAAACACCGGUGGUCACAUUUGAGACUGAAUAUUGAAUGGUGGAUGUUUUGUAUCGUCUCCUAUCUCUAAUAAAUAAAUAAAUUUAAAAAAAGCA